AGAUAAAACAUCACAUUCAGAACAUCCUGUUUCUUCUAAGUGUGUAAUUUCCUGUGUCAGCCCGGUUGUGUUUCAUCAAUGCCAACGGGCCACAUUUAACAACUGAAGCAUGAAGCGGACAAGGAAGAUAUUAGUGUGGGCCUGGAUUGUUCUGGUUUUGGAGGUUUGCUCGAUCUCGCUGCCAGAAAUCAGUGACAAGAAGUUUAUCGAGGACUGUGUGAAAGAACACAACACAGCGCGGUCUGCAGUCAGUCCACCUGCAAGCAACAUGCUGCACAUGACAUGGGACGAGGGUUUGGCUAUGACCGCGAGAGCGUGGGCUAGACGCUGUGAGUUUAAACACAACAUCUACCUUAAGGAUGUCCGCAGCGUGCACCCUACCUUUCACUCUGUUGGAGAAAACAUAUGGACAGGUGCCCCGGCAUCAUCUUUCAACACAAAACACGCCAUAAAACGUUGGGUGAACGAAAGUCAUGACUACAACUUUAACAACAACAAAUGCACCUAUGUCUGUGGCCAUUACACGCAGGUUGUCUGGGCAGAUAGCUAUAAGGUUGGUUGUGCUGUCCAGCUGUGCACAAAUGGUGUCAAACACUUUACUACCAGUGAGGGUGCCCUUUUGGUUUGCAACUAUGGACCAGGUGGUAAUGUGAAUGGAUGGCCUCCAUACAAUUCUGUGGGGACUGCCUGCUCAGGAUGUAGAGGCAGAUGUAAAGACCGUCUCUGCCGCAGUGAAGAACGGGAUUCACAGAAAAGCUACAACUGGACUCCAAACUGGGACACAGCCUCAGGAGACUCCAACUACUGGAUAAUUCUCGUUAUUCGGCUCAUUGCUGUCCUUUUAACAUUCGCUGCAGCCUAUGGAGUCCAUUACUUUUACCCAAAUGUCUUCUGCUAUGAAUAGAGACUAGACAACAAUAACCACGAGAUCAUUAGCUCCCUAAUGUUACCCAACUAAAAAACGCACAUGGACAUUAAGCACCGUCUACCAGUCACAAUGAAAUGGGCAAAAAUACUGUUACAUUACCAACUUUUUUGUUGGCUUCAUGUUGACGGUCUUUGGUGGAUCGCGAUGAUGGUAAACAUUUGAUUUAACCACAAGAAUCAACUUUUCUUUUAUGCAAUGCAAGAAUGACUAGCUUUCAUGGCCCAGAGUACCUUGGACUGCUCAGUGGCUGAUGAGUUCCCACAGAUGUAAUGUGGGCCAUAAAAUAUUUUCAGAACACCA
This is a messenger RNA of Nothobranchius furzeri (turquoise killifish), 1228 nucleotides long. RefSeq names its product GLI pathogenesis-related 1a (gene glipr1a). NCBI's taxonomy places the organism in Eukaryota, Metazoa, Chordata, Actinopteri, Cyprinodontiformes, Nothobranchiidae. The record is from RefSeq and is a predicted model, not a curated record. Gene Ontology annotation, cellular component: extracellular region.